Harmonia axyridis is the source of this 1305-nucleotide messenger RNA. RefSeq lists its product as uncharacterized. Bases 533 to 1180 code for a protein of 215 amino acids. The record is from RefSeq and is a predicted model, not a curated record. Lineage: Eukaryota; Metazoa; Arthropoda; Insecta; Coleoptera; Coccinellidae. The transcript has 2 exons.
CAAAUUAAUAAUCUAAUUGCUCUUGAGAACAUCUCAUACUUUGAGGCGAUGAAAUUAGUCCCAAAAUCAUAUGCUGACAAUCUUCCUGAUAAGGAAGCAGUGAACCCAGUCACCCGUCCAUCAUCUUUCCCCCCCUUGGUGCGUCAGGAAAAGAGGUUCAACUCCCCUCAGGAUGCUACACUAAUAUCCGUCCAGAACAGAAGCUCUCUCCUCCAACCCAGUCACCCAAGAACAUCAUAUUCAACACAAUUGAAACGAAGAAAACUUCCCCAAUCCCCUGGUUACAAUAGGGAAGCCCACAAUAACCAGCUUCUCUCACAAUAGAAACAGAAAUGGGAAUAUUCUUGAACAGUUCCUGCUAUCAAGCGAUUCAUGUCUCCUCAACGACGGAUCUUCUACAAGAGUCACCCCUCCAGAUAAGUCCAGCUCACCAGAUAUUUGUCUCUGCUCCCCUGAUAUUAGGAUCGACGCUUCAUGGGAGGCUCUCCCAGAUCCAGGUGGGAGUGACCACUACCCCACUUUAACCACAAUUAUGGAUCUCAACUUACCUGAAUUACCUCAAAACUUCUUUUCAACCUCCAAAUACAACAUUAAAAAGGCUAACUGGUUGUUGUUCCAGGAACUAAUUAUCCACGAGAUCGAACGACAAGAUAUUCAAGGUCUGGAUGAUAUUCAAGCAAUAAUUUUAUCUGCAGCUGAUCGUUCAAUUCCUGUAAAAAAACACCCUGAAAAACUCUCCAGCUAUAGGGUUCCCUGGUGGGACGACGAGCUAACCACUCACGUAAAAAACAGGUCAGACGCCUAUAAAAAAUACCGCCUCAAUCCCACACUAGAGAAUUACUUGAAUGCAAAACAUAAACAAGCUACAACCAAACGAAAAAUCAGAGAAAAGAAGAAAACAUCCUUCAGAAAGUUCUGUGAGAGCCUGUCAGUAAAAGAUAGUAAAAAUCUUUGGAGAAAUAUCAGAAGAUUUCGCUCUGGAGUCUCCCCAAGCCCGUCAAGACGAGCCUCUCCUUCUUGUGGUAGAGAAAUCCUCUCUAGACUCUUUCCAUCUCCUCAGCUUGAUUUGAACGAAGAAGAUAGAACCCCUCUUAGGAACAUUGAUCCUCCGCCAGUUCCACAAGUGUUGUCUUUUGUACCGCUCCCCCUGCCCCGGAGCUGGAAAAAUACCAACCUCUAAUAGUAUUGAUUGUAUUGUACAUUGUUCUAAGUUCAAAAUAAAAGAUAAUCUAGUUUAACAAAUCUCUCAGUUACAACGAAAUGUUCCAUGUGUAGAUGGCCUCGCUGCCAAGCACAAUAAAAGAA